Phragmites australis (common reed) is the source of this 935-nucleotide messenger RNA. RefSeq names its product 17.9 kDa heat shock protein 2-like. Gene Ontology annotation, biological process: response to hydrogen peroxide; response to heat; protein folding. The record is from RefSeq and is a predicted model, not a curated record. The transcript has a single exon. Lineage: Eukaryota; Viridiplantae; Streptophyta; Magnoliopsida; Poales; Poaceae. The coding region runs from base 121 to 576 and encodes 151 amino acids.
AGCGGUGCCUGGCCGUGAGCCAAGCAGCAGCAGCAGCAGCAGCAGCUCCGAGCACGUACACUCGAAGAAGCUAGCUGCAGCAUUAGCCUUGACAGAUCAUCGGAAGAGAAGUUUGCCAGGAUGUCACUGGUAAGGCUCUUCGACACGCUGGCCUUGGAUACAUGGAACCCCUUCAGCAUCUUCGGCACGGCGGUGGCCGCCGACGCCUGGCUGGCCAGCGACACGUCGGCGUUCGCCAACACCUACAUCGAGAGCCGGGACACGGCGGGGGCCUACGUGUUCAGCGCCGCCCUGCCCCCCGGCGUGAAGAAGGAGGAGGUGAAGGUGGAGGUGGACGAGGGCAACGUGCUGGUCAUCACCGGCGAGCGCAGCGUGCGGAGGGAGGAGAGGAGCGACAAGUGGCACCACAUCGAGCGCAGCUGCGCCACUUUCCUCGGCCGGUUCCACCUGCCGGAGGACGCCGCGGUGGACGACGUCAGGGCGGCCAUGGACGGCGGCAUGCUCACGGUCACCGUGCCCAAGGUGAGCGCCGCCGACAAGCCCGAGGCGAGGGCCAUAGAGGCCGGUCCCUGCUGAUGCCGAUGCGGCUCUCUCCGUCCUUGCACGCUGUUGAUGAAUGAAUAGUAUCACAGCACGUCGUGCGACUGUCAGAUCAGCCGUUGGUGCUGUUUGAAGUUUUCUUCACUGGUUUGACCUUACUCCUACCUUCCGGUGUGAAAAGAGGGGGCCCGGGGCCUGAACUAUGUAUUUCUUCUGUGUUUGUGCUUACUAAAUGAAAAGCAAGCUAAGCCAGAAUUCUGUGUUUGUGCUUACUAAAUGAAAAGCAAGCUAAGCCAGAAUUCUGUGUUUGUGCUUACUAAAUGAAAAGCAAGCUAAGCCAGAAUUCUGUGUUUGUGCUUACUAAAUGAAAAGCAAGCUAAGCUAGAAUUCUGUCU